Molecule: messenger RNA, 1896 nt
Organism: Vanrija pseudolonga
Lineage: Eukaryota; Fungi; Basidiomycota; Tremellomycetes; Trichosporonales; Trichosporonaceae
Exons: 7
Coding region: 1-1896 (631 amino acids)
Source: RefSeq, a predicted model, not a curated record
AUGCAGCUCGCCAUCGCUUUCGCCAUCCUCGCUGCGCUCGCCGCCGCCGCCCCGCUCCCCGUUACGGAGGUCGUCGACGCCAAGACAGGCCUCGCUGCGCGCGACGCCGACCCGCAGGGCUCGGCUGCCCAGGGCGGCUCCAGCACCGGCUGGAACGGCAACCCCAACGGUUCGUCUGCUGCGAGCGGCAACUCUGGCUCCGCGGGCUGGUACUGGUCGUACGGCUCCGCCCCUGAGGCCGGUGUCGCCAAGCGCGAGGCCGACCCGCAGGGAUCGGCGGCCCAGGGCGGCUCCAGCACCGGCUGGAACGGUAACCCCAACGGCUCCUCCGCUGCCAGCGGCAACUCUGGCUCGGCGGGCUGGUACUGGAGCUACGGUUCGGCUCCCGAGGCCGGCGUGGCCAAGCGCGACGCCGACGCCGACGCCGGCGCCCCCGUCCACGCUCCCCCCAUCCACGAGCUGGGCUGGAAGGGCCCCGGUGCUGGCCGUAGCUGGCCCGCCGCUCAAGGCGCAACGGGCCAGUCUGUCGACGCCGACUGCGACCCCGAGGCCGACACUGCUGGCCAGCUCGCGGGCACCAAGGUCUCGGUGAAGGCCGGCAACUACCCGCCCGUCUACCGCCGCGCGCCGGACGGCACCUGCCAGCCGGUCGUCGAGAAGGCCAACUGGGCGCCGUAUGCGCGUGACGCCGAGGCCGAGGGCAACGUUGAGGCGACUGACGGCAAGGCCAAGCGCCAGGACGGUGGAUCCAACACUGACUGGAACGGCACUGGUUCCGGCUCUGGCUCGUCCGGCGGCGCGGGCAGCACCGGCUUCUGGAUCCCCCAGGCGUACGAGGCUGGCAUCUCCAAGCGUGACGGCAACGAGGCGGCCGGCAAGCGCCGCAUCAUGUAUUCGGAGGGCGGCUCGGCCCCGGCCAAGCGCCAGGAUGGUGGCUCCAGCACCGGCUGGAACGGUACCGGCUCGGGUUCGGGCUCGUCUGGCGGCGCAGGCAGCACUGGCUUCUGGAUCCCGCAGGCCUACGAGGCUGGCAUCUCGAAGCGUGAUGCGGACGGCGCCCGCACCGAGUACCCCGGCACCGAGUACUACGCCAAGGGCGUGCACGUCGCUGGCGCCAAGCGCCGCUUCAUCUUCGGCGGCAACGACCCCUCCGGCCCCGUCCUCCCGCCCGGUUUCGUCACGACCCCAGCCAAGCGCCAGGGCUACGUCUACGGCGGCGGCCCCGCCAACGUCAACAACGGCUGGCACGGCGUCUCGGGCGGCGCGUCCGCCCCGCUCGGUAACCAGGCUGGCGCAGGCACGUGGAACUGGUACAGCUCGGCGCCUUACGCCGGUGUUGCGCGCGACGCUGAGCCCGAGGCGGGUGACAAGGUCGAGGCUCGCGACGCCGAGCCCCAGGGCUACGCUUAUGGCGCCGGCCAGGCGGGCAACACCAACGGCGGGUGGAACGGCGCGUCCGCCCCGCUCGGCAACGCCGCAGGCGCUUCCAUCUGGAACUACUACGGCUCGGCCCCGUACGCUGGUGUCGCUCGUGACGCCGAGAACAAGGUCGACGUCCAGGCUCGUGACGCCAACGCUGACGCCGACGCCGGCGACAAGGUCGAGGCUCGUGACCCCCAGCCGCAGGGCUACGUCUACGGCGGCGGCCCCGCGAACGUGAACAACGGCUGGCAUGGCGUCUCGGGCGGCUCAGCCCCCGUCGCUAACGCCGCCGGCGGCACCGUCUGGAACUGGUACGGUUCCGCCCCUGAGGCUGGCAUCGCCAAGCGCCAGGCCGUGACGGGCGAGGAGCCCGCUGAGGUGUGGGGCGGCGUCCCCGCCACACCCGAGAUCGUGUCUGGCGGCCCCGAGGUCGUCGUCCAGGGCCAGCCCGAGGUCAUCAUCGGCCCCGCUUAG